Molecule: messenger RNA, 2049 nt
Organism: Panonychus citri (citrus red mite)
Lineage: Eukaryota; Metazoa; Arthropoda; Arachnida; Trombidiformes; Tetranychidae
Gene: Med
Product: mothers against decapentaplegic homolog 4-like
Exons: 2
Coding region: 125-1564 (479 amino acids)
Biological process (GO): anatomical structure morphogenesis; BMP signaling pathway; cell differentiation
Cellular component (GO): heteromeric SMAD protein complex
Molecular function (GO): RNA polymerase II cis-regulatory region sequence-specific DNA binding; DNA-binding transcription factor activity, RNA polymerase II-specific; I-SMAD binding
Source: RefSeq, a predicted model, not a curated record
UUAUUUGUUUGGAAAAUUGUGGAGUGUAAAGUGUUGAGUUAAUUAGAAUUUAAUUGUUCGGCUUGUUUUAUUUGUUUUCUCUUUUUUUCUCUGUUAAAUUUAUAGAUUUCGAUUAAAUGGGAAAAUGAUUAACGGUGAACCGAGUGGCUCAGGUGUACCUGCAACCUCUGCUGAUGCUUGUCAUUCCAUUGUGGUAAGUUUGAUGUGCCAUCGUCAAGGAGGUGAAACCGAGACAUUUUCAAAAAGAGCCAUCGAAUCAUUGGUUAAAAAAUUGAAAGAAAAAAGAGAAGAAUUAGAUUCUUUAAUUACUGCGGUAACAACUAAUGGAUCAUUACCAUCUAAAUGUGUUACAAUACAAAGAACUCUUGAUGGAAGGUUACAGGUAGCUGGUCGUAAGGGUUUUCCUCAUGUAACCUAUGCAAAAAUUUGGAGAUGGCCAGAUCUUCAUAAGAAUGAAUUAAAGCAUAUUAAAAGUUGUCAAUAUGCUUUUGACCUCAAACUGGAUUCCGUCUGUGUUAAUCCUUACCAUUAUGAAAGAGUUGUUUCUCCAGGUAUUGAUUUAUCUGGUUUAACUUUAUCCAAUUCAUCUCAUGGUUCAACUGUUGAUCAUGAUCAAUCAUCUUCACACCAUCCUGGGCCCUCCAUUAAAAAUGAAUAUCCUUCAACUUCAUCCAUUGUAAACUUACCUUCACCACCAUUUACUGGUCCUGAACCAUUUACACACCAAACCAAAGCUGCUCCCUUUUGGCCAUCACAUCCAGUGGCUUCUGUUAUACCACCACCUCCACCACCACAACUUCAACAUCAACAUCAACAACAACCACAACCAUCAUCACUACCACUACCACCACCACCACCAUCUCUACCUGACACCUCACUGGUGACGCAACCCUUAUCAGAUCUGCCCCCACCAGAAUAUUGGUGUUCCAUAGGUUAUUUUGAAUUAGACCAACAGGUCGGUGAACUUUUUAAAGUGCCAUCAACAUUUAAUUAUGUCAAAAUUGAUGGUUACGUUGAUCCUUCAGGAGCAGAUCGAUUUUGUCUUGGUGCUUUGUCUAAUGUUCACCGAACUGAGGCAAGUGAAAAAGCUCGUCUUCAUAUUGGAAAAGGUGUCCAAUUGGAUCUCAGAGGUGAAGGAGAGGUUUGGUUACGAUGUCUAAGUAACAACGCUGUUUUUGUACAAAGUUUUUACCUUGACCGUGAAUGUGGUCGCACACCAGGCGAUGCCGUACACAAAAUCUAUCCACAAGCUUACAUAAAGGUCUUUGAUCUUAGACAGUGUGCUCACCAAUUACAACAACAAGCUAAAGCUGCUCAGGCUGCCACAGCAUUACAGGUAGUUGCUGUUGCUGGUCAUCUACCUGUACCAUCUUCAUUAACUCCAGGAAUAGGUGUUGAUAAUCUAAGGAAACAAUGUAUUAUUAGAUUAUCUUUUGUUAAAGGUUGGGGAAAUGAUUAUCCAAGACAGACAAUUAAAGAGACACCCUGUUGGAUUGAGGUUCAUCUUCACCGGGCUUUGCAACUACUUGAUGAGGUUUUACACACGAUGCCCAUUCAAUCAUGAGCUAAAUUAACCGAAAAUCAAGAAUUUAAAAUUAAAACAAAACACAAAUUACAAGACAAUAAUUUGCAUGGAAUCUUAAAAGAAACAAUUGUGUUUCAUCAUCAUCAUCAUCUUCAUCAUCAUCAUAAUCAUCAUCAUCUUCAUUUUCAUCGUUAUCAUCAUUCAUCAGUGACAUUGUGAAAAACGAAAAAUCAACAAGGAGAAUGUGAUUAAUUAUAAAUAAUUAUUAAGUAGAAAAACAAAAAAUCGUUUGAUAAUUAAUUUGUGUUUUCUUUUUUUUUGAGCAACAAUUUAAAUUAACUUAAAAAUAAUGUCCUUUUUGGUUGCUUGAAAGAGCUAAUUAGUUAUCAGAGAAGAAGAAAAAACAAUGAAGAUCGAAACAAUAUUGAUUGUUGACUUUUCUCUCAGUUGAUUAAACGUGGAUUUUUUUUGUAUUUUGUUGAUUAAUUAAUGGAUUAAUUAAAUGAUGAAUGAUGGUUAACCAA